This is a messenger RNA of Parastagonospora nodorum SN15, 4017 nucleotides long. RefSeq lists its product as hypothetical. Gene Ontology annotation, cellular component: mRNA cleavage and polyadenylation specificity factor complex; nucleus. The transcript has 5 exons. The record is from RefSeq and is a predicted model, not a curated record. Bases 1 to 4017 code for a protein of 1338 amino acids. Lineage: Eukaryota; Fungi; Ascomycota; Dothideomycetes; Pleosporales; Phaeosphaeriaceae. Gene Ontology annotation, molecular function: nucleic acid binding; protein binding.
AUGCAGGCCUACACUGAGAUUGCCCCGCCCACGGCCGUCAGCCAUGCCAUCACCCUCCCCUUCCUUUCAUCGCGCUCCAACAAUCUCAUCGUCGCCAAGAAUUCGCUGCUCCAGGUCUUCGAACUCAAGUCGACCGUGACCGAGGUCGCGUCUGGUGGGGAGGGUGAAGCAGACAACGCGGCGGCAAACUUCGACACAGAGGCGGCCGAUGUGCCGCUGCAGCGCAUAGAGAACACGGCGAAGCUGGUGCUGGUCGGCGAAUUCCCGCUGGCAGGCACAGUCAUUUCACUCGCACGUGUCAAGGCGCUCAACACAAAGUCACGUGCGGAGGCGCUGCUGGUGGCUUUUCGGGACGCAAAGCUGAGCUUGGUGGAAUGGGACCCGGAGACGUACAACCUCCAUACAAUAUCAAUACACUACUAUGAGAACCCAGACGUGCCCGGUCUUGCCCCGUGGGAUGCUGAGCUGAAAGACACGUACAACUUCUUGACGGCAGACCCAAGCAGCAGAUGCGCCGCCCUCAAGUUUGGCACCCACAACCUUGCCAUCUUGCCCUUCAGACAGCGUGAUCUGGCCGAGGACGAGUAUGACUCGGACAAUGAGGCUGCGCAAGAGGGCAAGGCCGAGCGUGCAAAUGGUGCCAAUGGCGACGACGCAGUCAAGACGCCCUACUCGUCCUCGUUUGUGCUGCCCCUCACCAACCUCGACCCGACCCUGACCCACCCCGUACAUCUUGCAUUCCUGCACGAGUACCGAGAACCCACCUUUGGUGUCAUCUCAUCGUCCAAAGCCACCGCUGCUUCACUUCUUACCCAUCGCAAAGACAUCCUCACCUACACCGUCUUCACCCUCGACCUCGAACAAAAGGCUUCAACCACACUCCUGUCGGUCCCGGGCCUGCCAUACGAUCUCACACAAGUGGUUCCGCUGCCACACCCAAUAGGAGGAGCAUUGCUGGUCGGCAGCAAUGAGAUCAUACAUGUGGACCAGGCAGGCAAAACCAACGGUGUGGCUGUGAACGAGUUGGCCAAGGCAUGCACCUCAUUCGCCUUGAGCGACCAGGCGGAUCUCGCACUGCGUCUGGAAGGCUGUACCCUUGAGCUUCUGUCUCAAGAUACAGGAGACGUCAUGAUUGUGCUCAAUGACGGAUCCAUCUUCAUUCUGACCUUCUCCUUGGAUGGACGCAAUGUGUCCGCCAUGACGAUCCAACCAGUGCCUGCAGACAACGGUGGCAAUAUCCUCAAGACUCGCGCUUCGUGCUCAACCAACCUGGGACGUGGUCGGCUCUUCAUCGGGAGCGAGGACGGCGAGUCGGUGCUCAUGGGCUGGACCAGCACGUCUAAUCAGCUUCGGCGAAAGCAAUCCAACACAGCACAGUCAGGCGAUGACGAAGACAUGUCUGAUGUAGAAGAAGAGGAGGUGGACGAUUUAGACGAUGACCUCUACAACGACACCGCUACGACAGUCAAAAAGAUCACAGCCGCUGCUGCAGAACCAACUGCCCCCGGUACUUACACGUUCCGAGUGCACGACGUGCUUCCGAGCAUCGCACCUAUACGAGAUACCGUUCUGCAUCCUGGCAAGGAUACCGAAUCUCUUACUAAGGGCGAGAUCAUGCUUUCUACCGGUCGUGGGGCCGCUGGAGCCAUCACAGCCCUCAACCGGGAACUACAUCCUACCAUGUUAGCACAGACCGAGCUCCCCUCAUCAAAUGGAGUAUGGGCUGUCCAUGCUAAGAAACAAGCCCCCGCUGGUAUCGUCGCCGACUUUGGUCAGGACGCCGAAGCUAAUGCUUCUUCUGACGUAGACUACGACCAGUACUUGGUCGUCUCAAAAGCUUGGGAAGAUGGUACAGAAAGUACUGUAGUCUAUGAAGUGCAUGGUAAUGAGCUCUCUGAGACAGAAAAAGGCGACUUUGAGCGGGACGAAGGCUUGACGCUCAGUGUGGGUGUCUUGGCUCGAGGUACCAAGGUUGUACAGGUGCUGCGAAGUGAGGUGCGCACCUAUGAUUCUGAACUCGGCAUGGAGCAAAUCAUACCUAUGGAGGAUGAAGAGACGGGCAAUGAGCUGAACAUCAUCAACGCAAGCUUUGCCGAUCCAUACCUCCUAAUCCAGCGGGAAGAUUCCAGUGUCAAGAUUUACAAAGCUACUGGUGACGGUGAGGUCGAGGAUGUUGAGGCUACUGGACUCUCUGGGACUGAGUGGCUGUCGGCAAGCCUUUUUCAAUCGUCUUCUUUUACCGAAGUCUUUGCAUUCCUUCUGACCCCUGAAGGCGGUUUGCGUAUCUUUGCCAUGUCGCAGCUGGAGAAGCCUAGCUACGUCGCAGAAGCACUGGGCUUCCUGCCGCCACUUCUUACUAUGGACUACAUGCCAAAGCGAAGUUCAGCAAAGGCGACCAUAACCGAGAUACUAGCAGCCGAUCUCGGUGAUGCUACUUCUAGAUCACCUCACCUGAUUCAUGUCCCGCGCUACAUGGAGGAUGGAGCCCAGGAAGAAGCAGCAGACGAACCUGGUUUCGAAAGUACAUUGCUAGCAUUGGACAAUAUUAACGGCUACAGCACCGUUAUCCAACGCGGACGAUCACCUGCAUUUAUUCUCAAAGAGUCUUCCAGCGCACCUCGGGUCAUUGGCUUGAGCGGAAAUCCGGUCAAGUCCCUCACGCGCUUCCACACAUCAUCGUGUCAAAGAGGCUUCGCAUAUCUUGACAGCACAGACACGCUUCGCAUAUCACAAUUGCCACCGAGUACACACUACGGCCAUCUAGGGUGGGCAGCACGACGAAUGCCGAUGGACGCGGAAGUACAUGCUCUUGCUUACCACCCCAGCGGACUAUACGUCAUCGGCACUGGUCAGCCAGAAGAAUAUACGUUGGAUCCGAAUGACACCUUCCACUACGAAUUACCCAAGGAAGAGACGUCAUUCAAGCCCAAGGUUGAGCACGGUAUCAUCAAGGUUAUGGACGAGAAGACAUGGACAGUCAUUGACACACACGUGCUCGACCCGCAAGAAGUCAUACUGUGCAUCAAGACGCUGAAUCUCGAAGUUUCUGAGACUACGCAUCAGCGCAAAGAUGUGAUCGCCGUCGGCACUGCAAUCGUCCUGGGUGAAGAUCUUGCGACGAAGGGCAAUAUCCGCAUCUUUGAGGUCAUCACCGUUGUACCUGAGCCUGAUCAUCCUGAGACCAACAAGCGUCUCAAGCUUAUUGUCAAAGAUGAAGUAAAGGGUACAGUAUCCGCCAUCUCAGAUCUCGGCACCCAAGGCUUCUUGAUCAUGGCGCAGGGGCAGAAGAGCAUGGUUCGUGGUCUCAAGGAGGACGGAACACUGUUGCCUGUUGCAUUCAUGGACAUGCAGUGCUAUGUCACUACAUUAAAGACACUACCAAAUACAGGCAUGCUACUAAUGGGUGAUGCAUACAAGGGCGCUUGGUUUACUGGUUAUACGGAAGAGCCCUAUAAGAUGAUGCUUUUCGGCCGCAGCAAGCACCACCUCGAAUGCAUAACCGCCGACUUCCUCCCCUUCGAAGAGCAACUGCACAUCAUCGUCGCAGACGCCGACAUGAAUUUACAAGUCCUGCAAUUCGACCCUGACCACCCAAAGAGCAUGGGCGGAACGCGCCUCCUGCAAAAAUCUACCUUCCACACUGGCCACUUCCCCUCAACAAUGCACCUCCUCCAAUCCCGCCUGCACAUGCCCACCGCCUCCGAAUUCACAACCUCCACCACCUCCUCUCUCCCCCUCCAUCAAAUCCUCUGCACCAGCCAAUCCGGCACUCUCGCCCUAAUAACCCCGCUAUCCGAAUCCAGCUACCGCCGCCUCUCAGGCCUCGCCACUCAUCUGCAGCAAUUCCUCGACUCCCCAUGCGGGCUGAACGGGAAAGCGUUCCGCGCCGCUGAUGUUAUGGAGGGCGGAUGGGAUGCCGGUACGCAGAGGGCUAUGCUUGAUGGCGGGUUGUUGAUGCGGUGGGGGGAGCUGGGGGAGCAGAGGCGUAGGGAGGGGUUGGGGAAAGUGGGGUGGUGA